This is a messenger RNA of Paramecium pentaurelia, 819 nucleotides long. The record is from the annotation of a GenBank genome assembly. Lineage: Eukaryota; Ciliophora; Oligohymenophorea; Peniculida; Parameciidae.
AUGGGAAACAUGAAUGUCUGCUGCAAUGCAAGAGAUGAUCUUCCUAAUGAACAUCAUUAAAAUAAAUUAAAACAUAAAUAAGAUACUGAAGAAAGUGAGUAUGAACCUAAUACAGAAGCUUAUAGAAAAACUAUUUAAAGUGUUAUUAUUUCAAAACCAUCACUCACUUUUGGAGAAUAAAUGAUACAAGAUAUAAUUGACUUAACUGAUGAAAAUAAAGUACCUUUAACAAUUGAAAAUGGAUGGAAUUGCUUAAUAGAUUAACCAUCUAUUAAAUUGUAUGCCUUUGAAUGGAAAAAAGCAGAAAAAUCAAUGUAAAAUUAAGAUUAUAUUUUAGUUAGAGUUAUUGUUUUAAGAGCACAGUUUUAAUUAAAUUGUACAAUAUAAUAAUAUAUCAAUAUCAGUAUUGAUGAUAUGAAAAUGAUUGAUAAAAAAAUAGAAGAAUUCAAUUUAGUAGAAGAAAAUUUAGAGCAUAAUGAAUCAAUUAGAUAUAUUGCUCAUAAAGGUGUUGGUAUUUUGAAAAGUAGAGAUUUUUUAUAUUUGAAAUCAUAACAAAAAAUAUCAGAACAAUUAUAUAUAGAAGCUGCAAAAUCUAUUGAAGAUUAAACUGUAUAUACUGAGAAAAAAAGAACAAGAGGAUAAAUUAAUUUAGCUGGAUAAAUUGUAGAAUAAAUGAACCUAUCAACUAUUUUAAUUAAAUAAUUCUUAGAUGUUGAUCUGAAAACUAAUGUUUAAUUGACUAAUAUGAAAAAUCCUAUCAUAAAAGAAUUUGUCAAAUAUCAUGAGUCAUUAUAAAAUUAUGUUAAUUUUUAAUAAUGA